Messenger RNA from Dreissena polymorpha, 2309 nucleotides. RefSeq names its product biogenesis of lysosome-related organelles complex 1 subunit 4-like. The transcript is spliced from 5 exons. The coding region runs from base 42 to 611 and encodes 189 amino acids. The record is from RefSeq and is a predicted model, not a curated record. Gene Ontology annotation, cellular component: BLOC-1 complex. Lineage: Eukaryota; Metazoa; Mollusca; Bivalvia; Myida; Dreissenidae.
AGAAUAGACACUUAGUUUCGUUUUAAUUAUUAACAAAAGCUAUGUCUGAAAGUGACCCACAAGCGCCGAUACAGCAUGAUUUGGUAUCUUGCCUGCCAGUGUUGGCCAAUGAUUAUGCAAAUUUCAUAUCUGUGGAUGCAUCAAAAGAGAAGCAGUCAUUUUACAGCAGCAUAGAUGAAAUGUUGACAAGACUGGAUGAGUUUGGGGGACUUGUAGAUACUGUACGAAGUGAUACCAGUUUAUGUGUGGACACCAAUGUAAAGAAUAUCCAGGCUAAAUGUGAGGAAAUGAGCAGUAUAUUUGCCAGAGUGGACCAGCUAGAGGCAUUUAUUGCCAUGGUCCAUAAGAAUGUCAAUGUUAUGGAAGAAUGUGUUAACAAAGCUGAGUCAGAGAUGGGCUCAUUCUCGGGACUCAAAAAGAUCUUCACUUCCCUAGUUGGAAAAAAAACAUCGCAGCAAAAGGACCUGCAGCAGUUCCAACCCCCUGACAUCUUCAUCACAGAGGAAUAUUUGAGACCCAGCUCAGCUGGCGACCUGCCUGAGACUGGACAACCAGACAGUGCCGGACCGACUGACCUCACCAAGCCUCUGACCAUUGUAGACAAUACUUGAUCGUAGAGGAACUCUUUAAAAAUGUUGUGUUUGUAGUUGGGACUAAUUACAUGUAUGCUGAGAUUUACCAUUAUGAAUGAUAGUGUUGCAAAUUUGGAUGCAAGUUCAGUUGAUUACAAAUUAUCAGAAUGUUCAGUUAUGUUUAUCUUAUGCUGACCUUAAGGCAUGAUUGUAUAUCAAAGCCGUUAUGAUAAAUUUAUUACUGUACCAAAUAUGAAUAGAUGAACGAGUAUCAGACUGAAAAUGCAAUUUGGUAUAAUUUUACAUGCAUAGCAGGUGUGGAAUAAACAACAACUCAGUUUGACUGUAAAUAAUAAUAUCAUCAGGCAAUUUAAACAUUAUUUAUGGUUAUUGUGUUGACUGGGGCCAGGAUAAGUUAUUACCUUUUGUUUUAUGUUCAGAUAUUUAUACCCCCAUUACCAUUGCUAAUGGGGGCUAUAUAGGAGUCACUUUGUUGGUCUGUCCCGAAAACUUCAUCCGAUCUUCACCAAACUUGGUCAGAAGUUGUAUCUAGAUUACAUGUAUGUCUAGUUCAAGUUUGAAUAUGGGGCAUGCCGGGUCAAAAACUAGGUCACCAGGUCACUUAGUGCGUUUUAAACCGAAAGUUUGUCCGGACCAUAACUAUAUCAUUUAUCGUUAGAUUUUAAAAUGACUUGGUACAUUUGUUCACAAUCAUUUGACGGAGUGUUGCGCGAAAGAAUUAUGUCGAUAUCUCCAAGGUCAAGGUCACACUUGGAGUUCAAAGGUCAAAUGCUUGUCCGGGCCAUAACUUUGUCUUUUAUUGGGAGACUUUAAAAUCAUUUGGCACAUUUUUUUACCAUCAUUGGACGGUGUGUUGGGCGAAAGAAUUAUGUCGAUAUCUCCAAGGGCAAGGUCACACUUUGAGUUUAAAGGUCAAAAAUGGCCAUAAAUGAGCUUGUUUGGGCCAUAAAUGUGUCGUUCAUCGUGACACUUUAAAAUCAUUUGGCACAUUUGUUCAACAUCAUUGGAAGGUGUGUAACGCGAAAGAAUUACGUCGAUAUCUCCAAGGUCAAAAUCACACUUUGAGUUCAAAGGUAAAAAAUGGCCAUAAAUGAGCUUGUCCGGGCUGUAACUAUGUCGUUCAUUGUGAGAUUUUUAAAUCAUUUGGCACAUUUGUUCACCAUCAUUGGACGGUGUGUCGCGCGAAAGAAUUAUGUCAAUAUAUCCAAGGUCAAGGUCACACUUUGUGUUCAAAGGUAAAAAAUGGCCAUAAAUGAUCUUGUCCGGGCCAUAACUAUGUCAUUCAUUGUUAGAUUUUACAAUUACACAGAACAUUUGUUCACAAUCAUCGGCCGGUGUGUAAUGCGAAAGAAUUACGUUGAUAUCUCCAAGGUCAAGGUCACACUUGGAGUUCAAAAGUCAAAAAUGGUUAUAAAUGAGUCCGGUCAUUGAACGGUGUGUCAUGCGAAAAGAAAUUCAAGUGUUCAAAGGUCAAAAUGUCCAUAAAUGAUAAUGGCAUAAUAAGUCUUAAAAAUCGCAAUAAAUAAGCUUCUCUUCUUUUGUGAAAACAGCAUGCAAAAUAUUUUGUGUCAAUGCAUCAUGUAGGGGUAACAUGAUGUCUAUGACAAAACUCUAGUUACCGUUUGUGCAAUUCUUUUAUUUUUGUUGUGUUUAAAAUAAAAGUGUGUCAUUUUAGUGAACUGUGAAUGUUUAGGAAUAAAAAAUUAUUAGUAUCAA